Messenger RNA from Ipomoea nil (Japanese morning glory), 5818 nucleotides. RefSeq lists its product as uncharacterized. Lineage: Eukaryota; Viridiplantae; Streptophyta; Magnoliopsida; Solanales; Convolvulaceae. Bases 261 to 5357 code for a protein of 1698 amino acids. The record is from RefSeq and is a predicted model, not a curated record. The transcript is spliced from 18 exons. Gene Ontology annotation, molecular function: glycosyltransferase activity.
AGUUUUCUUUCUUUUUUUUUCCUUUUUAUCCCCUUGAAUUAUUGUUUUCGGCGAAAACACCACAGGAGAGGAGAUGCAUUCUCUAGCUGCAGGUUCGCCGUAAUUUUGUAAUCCCUCCCUCCAUCUCUCACUCUUUCUUCCAUUUUCACCGCCGGCGCCGCCACCGCCACCCCCGCCACCCGUCGCAACCAACAAAUGCUUGGCAAGUAAUUCUUCUUCCAAACCUUAAACCCUAAUCCGUAGGAUUUAUAAUAUAAUUUAUGGACUUCCAACAUCCUCACGGCUAUAACCGACUGCCGCUUCCUCCUCCUCCGCCGUCCAUGGCGGAUCCUCACUAUCCACCACCACCGCCACCACCGCAAUCUCAGAGGCCGCCAGUUCCUCCACCCAACUCUUGGUACUCUCCGCAAUUCCAGUACCAUCCGCCAUCGCAGCAUUCUCCUUCUCCUCCACCUGCUCAUCCUUCACAGCAGUGGGGCCCGCUUCCUCCUCCAUAUCCUGCGCCUCCACAUGCCCCUUAUCCUUCCCACCCUCUUCCGCAUAGCCACUACCCCCCUCCCCUUCCAACUCGGCCUAAUCUUCCUCCUCAAGUUCCACAAUCCUACCCUCAUGCGAAUCAGGACUGGGGAAAUGCAAACUGGGGACAUCAUCAAACUGUGGAAUACUCAGUACCACAUAGCAAUGAAGAAGAUUGGGCUGCAAAGGCCAGAGCAUGGGCUGCUGCUAAAGCGGCCUCUGAAAACCAACAGCCACAAUUUACACAAGCUGGCAGACUUGAAGAACAAAGUCACUACUAUGACCGAUAUCCCCAUUCUGCUGAUCCUCAUUUCCAAGAUUCACAACCAAGAGUUCUGCCACCCAGCUAUCAACAGUUUACAGCUCCAGCUGCACGCUCUCAAAAUAUACCCGGUGGUCACUCAAAUGAGUCUGCAGCUAUAGGCUUAGGAAAAUCUUCUUAUGUUCAUGAUGGGCAUUUAGCUUAUACUGCUAGGGAUGAAAGCUUGGCUGGUGAUUCAACAAGUGCAUUGCCUCAACAAGGAAACUUGUCUGUAAGUCCAUUAGUCCAUUGGCCGGAGGUAUCUUCUAGUUAUUCUUCUGUUGCAGGGGAAGAAGUUGGAGAUCAAAAUGAUAAGCUAUAUAAUUCUCAAUCUUUGACUGUUACAUCUGCUCUACAACAUCAAGUAAAACCACCACUACCUGUCGGUCCUGGGUCUACAAUGAAUGAAGAGCCUCAUCAUUCAUUUGGGGGACAGUUAACUGAGGCUGCAAUAAACCCUAUGGAUAAACCAUUAGUGUUUGCACCUCAGGUUAAUCGUGACCAUGGCUUGCAUAUGGAAUCAAAUUAUUCAUACUCUGAUUCAGUGGGUCCUGCAAGUGGUGUUGACCCUGUUUCAGGAAUGACUUCUGCUUAUGCGUGGCCUCCUGCCACUGCUGGGGUUGAACCUACCAUGGUAGUGCCUUCUCCAGUUCCUGGACUCUCUGCACCAGUUUUUGGGAGGUUACCUGGACCAAACUUCCAGUCCACUGUCCCACCUGUAGGCCCCACUUUUGGAAUUACCCCAGGGGCUGCUGGUCCUACUGCUUUUCCUACUGAUGCUUAUGCAAUUUCCACUGACCGACCUAAGAAGGCUUCUGUGCCUAACUGGCUUAGAGAGGAGAUUAUUAAGAAGAAAGCUGUCAUCACUAGUUCAGCUCCAGACCUCCAAAAGGAUGAUGCACUUGAAGAUGAAGAUGUUAACAAGCCUUAUAGAAGAGGCGAUCAGGGAGAUAUCAAAAGCGUUGAUUCAUCAAGAUCUACUGAAGGAGAGGAUGAUGAUGAGGACGAUGCUGACGCUGCCAGAACUGCAGCAAUAAAUCAGGAAAUAAAGCGCGUCUUAACUGAAGUGCUUUUAAAGGUAACCGAUGAACUUUUUGAUGAAAUUGCAACUAAAGUUCUUAAUGAAGAUGUCCUCAGCAUUGAAGCUGAACCUGAUGCUACUCUUUCUAGUCAUAAGUUGUCAACAUCUGCUCAUGCUGUUUUAACUCCCAAGGCCUCUGCUAAGGUUCUUUUACCAUUUAAAACUAUAGAAGCAGAUUCUGAUGAUGGCAGCAAGAAGUCUAGCUCUGGUUCCCCUGGGAAUGUAUUGGGUCUUGCUAACUAUGAAUCUGAUGAUGAUAAUGAAAUCCAGAGUACUGUUAAGCAGAAUCCCAAUGAAGAUAGCUGUACUGACCAAUCAAUUGCUAUAAAGCAAGUGGACGCCAAGAAUCUAAUUGGGAAUGGAAGUUCACUUAAGAAAAUUGAAAAAGUUGGUGGUUUUUCUGAUAAUGUAGAGCAUGCUAGAAAAGGGAGUCCUAAUUUUUCAUCAAUUAAUCAUGGCAAACUUGCUUCACAGUCAAGUGAUGGCAGAGCAUCUAUUGAAUUGGUGCAUGGAGAUUCUCAACCUUCCUCAAAGGCAAAGUCAGGAGUUUUAGAAGAAAACCUUGCUGAGGAAGUGCCUGUUGAAAUUGAAGGGAAAAAUGGAAGUGUUGAUAAGAAAAAGAGAAAAACCGAAAAUUCUCAUAUUCAGGAGAGCCAAAAUAAAUCAGGUAAGAGUAAUUCCCGUGACAACACUGCAGCUGAUUCUAGUAAAGGAAAACACAAAGACAAAGACAAUGUCAAGGACAGAACAUUUGAGAAGGAAGAUUAUAACCAUAAGAAGCAUGAUAGACAUGUUAAAAAUGAAAAAUUCAAUGAUCCAGAUCAAAAAGAUAAAGUGAAGGAUAAAAUUGUCAAGUCUGGGGAAAAAGAAAAUGAGUCGGAUUCAAGGAGAAGAGCUUCUAUUGAUACCAAGGAAGGUAAGGGGAAGACAGAUAGGGAGGGCAGAUCAAGUACUAAAGGAGAUAGCGGCCGAAGAAGAGAAAAAGUUAAGGAUGAAAAAAGAGAAAAAUCUAGACGCAAAGAUGCAAGUGACUCUGGUAAACAUAAGAGACAGCGCUCCUCUUCUGUUGGCAGCAGAGGUAGAGAAAGUAAGGAUAAUUUAGUUAGCUAUCCCACUGAUUCAAGUGAUGAAUCUUCUGAUGAUUAUAAAAGGAAGCUUUAUUCAAGAAGACAUAGAUCACCUUCGCCUGUCAGGUCGAGGAAAAGACAAGUUUCGAGGUCUCCUCAUAGCAAGCACUCUCAGCGCAGGCAUUCUCCCUACUCUUCUCUUGAGACAACCAGAUGUACAAGUUGCAAUUAUAUUACUCCUUUGCAUGAAUCCGCUCAUGAAGGUUGUUCGUCGCCGGAAAUGGAGAGAAGCUCAAGGGCUAGUGAAUCUGAUUUACAGGCAUUGGUACAAGGGCUUUGGUUGAUAUGGGCAUUUGGGUUUCUGUUGAUUGGCGUAUCCUUGUAUGCAACUCAGCUGUUGCCUUCGUCUUCUCUCAAAUAUCAUCACACCAAGAAUCUGCUUGGUGAUUUGGGUGAAAUUGGCCCUAAAAUCACCAUUUUUACAGCUCCCAGACCUUUUGAUGGUGUGGUUGGGGAAACGCAGAAUCUUGCUGUUAGAUCAUGGCUUGGCUUAUCACCUCACAUUAACGUUGUGCUUUUCACCCAACACCCUUCUGCUUUCUCUUUUGCUAAACCAUUUGGUUCCCGGGUCACCGUUCAGCCCAACAUUGAUUUCUCAUUCAUUGGUACACCAUUCUUUCACUCUAUGGUGGCCAAUUCACAGGCAUCCUCAUCAGAUGUUUCUGUUUUGAUUCAUCCUCAAACUGUUCUCUUGUCUGACUUCAUUUUGACUGUGAGACAUGCUUACAAACUUGAUCAUGAUUGGCUCCUUUUCGCGUCGUCUAGAAAAAUUUCCUACUUCCCAUUUCACUUGGAUGCAGAUGGAAAACAAUGGCUCACAGAUGAUGAUGAUGGCACGUUGGUUGAUAUUGACAAGAUGCAGGGACUUCUUUCAAAGGAACAGCAGUGGUACCCUUGUCAAGGACAGAUUCUAAUUGCCUGGAACAAUGCAGCAGAUAUUCCCCUGCAUAAUGGGAUCCUCCCACCUUUUCUAUAUGGAAAGGGAUUUCACAACCUUUGGGUUAUCAAUGAAGCUUUUCGAUCUGAUUUCAGAUUUGUCUUUGAUGCUAGUUGGGCCAUUUCUAAUUUAUAUCUCCAUCACCCUGACCUGAAGUACAAAAAGUCAAGUGAAGGAUUAAUGAUGGAUACAGCUCCUGAAGAAAGAAUUUGGGAGUUUAUGGGGAACUCUCUCCUGGCUACACAGUACGGAUCAUUGUAUUUCCAUGAAACCACAUUUUCCAACUUGUUUAGAUUGUUUAAGUGUGGAGGGCACUAUCUUUUCGCAAACACUGCAGAAAACAUUGUUUACCGUCUAGGAUACAAGAAACCAUUCAGCUUAAAGAAGAGUUGGCUUAUGCAUAAAUCAACAGAGGAGGAGAAGAUUUUAAAUUGUAUUGCUUCUUUGGAAUCAGUAGACAGUAUUAAAGACUGCUCUCUCAUGGAUCAGCUCAAUCUGUCAACACCGAUUUCGCUUCCACUACCAUUUGAAUCUUUACUUUCAAUGUGUGCUGGCCAGAACAAGACGGUUGUGCUGGCAGUUGUUGGAUACAGUUACAAGGACAUGCUAAUGAGUUGGGUGUGCAGGAUGCGGCAUCUUCAGAUAUUUAACUUUUUAGUAUGUGCCCUUGACAAUGAAGUCUAUGAUUUCUCUAUCUUACAGGGCCUUCCUGUCUUUAAGUAUUCGUCUAUUGAAACGAAUAUCAGCUUUGAUGACUGUCACUUUGGAACGGAGUGUUUUAAAAGAGUAACCAAAAUCAAGUCCAGAAUGGUUCUGCAGAUACUGAAGAUGGGCUACAAUGUACUAAUGAGCGAUGUCGAUGUUUACUGGUUUAAGAACCCGUUGCCCUUGCUUAGCUCCUUCGGGCCAGCAGUUCUAGUGGCACAAUCCGAUGAGUACAAUGUAACAGGGGCAAUCAACUUGCCUAGACGAUUGAACUCUGGUUUCUAUUACGCCCAUUCAGAUCGGGCUACAGUUGCUGCGUUGGAAAAGGUUGUUAUGCAUGCAGCAACUUCAAAUCUGUCAGAGCAGCCGAGCUUCUAUGAUGUAUUGUGUGGUGAAGGUGGAUCGAAUCGUAUAGGUGAUAAUAGAUGCUCAGAACCCGAAACAAAUCUUACAGUUCAUUUCUUAGACAGAGACCUCUUUCCAAAUGGUGCAUACCAAGGUCUAUGGGAGGAAAGAAAUGUCAAAGAAGCUUGCGUGAGAAGGGGUUGCUUUGUUCUCCAUAACAAUUGGAUUAGCGGGCGACAGAAGAAACUGGAGCGUCAGGUAUUAUCAGGACUAUGGGAUUACGAUAUCAGCACUAGGAUGUGUCUGAAGAGCUGGCACGAUACCAAAUCCGUGAGUUAUUUUUGAAAACGAAUGGGGAAAUGAAUGAGCUGCCUGUCUGCUUUGUGCUUCUUGGGCACCAGACCAUGAUGUUUAUCUACUAAGACUUUGCAAGUCACAAAUGGAAAUUGUUGGGUGGAGGGAGGCCGGUAAAGGGCUUAAAAGGCCAAGUCCAGCACCCAGCGUCUCGAAAAUGUGAUGGCUGUCUAUAAAGAAAUAAAGUUGCGCCUUCGCUACUAGUUAUAACUUUUGGCGUAGUGGUAAGCGCUUUCAGAUGGAAGAACUGUGGUAAGCGCCUUCGCUACUAGCAAGAAGGUGGCAUAGCAUAGCAGAUAACAGAACUGUGGAAGGAAAGUCAGAUGGAAGCCAAGUUAAGGAGCUUUCUCCACAGUUGAUAUGGACAAUAAUGAAGAAAUGAAGAUAAGAAAGUAGGACACACCUGCAGCCAUGUUCCUGCAGCAGCCAAUGAAGAAAGUAGACCAGCAAAC